Messenger RNA from Osmerus eperlanus (European smelt), 1192 nucleotides. RefSeq names its product general transcription factor IIIA, b (gene gtf3ab). The record is from RefSeq and is a predicted model, not a curated record. Gene Ontology annotation, cellular component: nucleus. Bases 88 to 1059 code for a protein of 323 amino acids. The transcript is spliced from 9 exons. NCBI's taxonomy places the organism in Eukaryota, Metazoa, Chordata, Actinopteri, Osmeriformes, Osmeridae.
AGGUGUGUCGCCUUGGGGUAGACCGUUAAACGUUCUGCCCCUUGUUUUGUUGUUGGGUAAAACACGAUCAUCUUUUCAGUUCUAAAGAUGGGAGAAAGGUUACAAAGCCAGAGAAAAUUUGCAUGUUCAUUUGUAAAUUGUGAGAGCACAUUUAGUAAGUCCUGGAAAUUACAGGCCCAUCUUUGCAAGCACACUGGUCUGAAACCAUUCUCUUGCGAGACAUGUGAAAAGAGUUUCUGUACCCGCUACCAACUCACUAGACAUCAGCUGAGCCACAGUGGAGAGAAGCCGUUCAAGUGCUUGGUAGAAGGAUGCAGUGAGGCCUUUACCACUCAUGCCAGCAUGAAAAACCACAUGACUCGGAUUCACCAGCACCAGGAAAAACGCUUCAAGUGUGACCAUCUGGGCUGUGGGAAGGAUUUCAAAAAGAAAUAUCAACUGAGCACCCACAAGUGUGAACACUCCCAGCUUCUGCCUUUUCACUGCAACGCGGAGGGCUGUAAGAGAGAGUUUCCUACUUCACGAAAGCUACGGUGCCACGAGAAGGUUCACAGAGGUUACCCUUGUGAGGUGGAGGGCUGUCUCUUCCAGGGGAAAACCUGGACUGACUAUCAGAAACACAGAAAGGAACACAGGGUCCGACUGCAGUGUGAUGGCUGUCGUAAAAAGUUCUGGGAGGCUUGGUUUUUGCACCUGCACAAGCUGUGGAUCCACUCGGGGGAAAAAAGUCUGUUCCGGUGCUCCAAGCAGGGCUGUGAGAGAACCUUCACCACACGCUUCAACCUGGACAGCCACGUGACGGGAGAGCACGAGCACAAGAAGGACUUCCGCUGUAGCCAUCCAGGAUGUGGCAAAAGCUUUGUGAUGAAGGAGAGCUUGAGGCGACAUGGUGUGAUGCAUGAUCCUGAAAAGAAAAAGUUGGUGAAGCAGAAAUCACAGCCUCAAAAGAUGUCCACCGCCAAGAAGCCUAGCGAGUCAGUGACGAGGUCAACACAGGCACUAACCAGUGGACUAGCUAGCAGGCUACGCAAUGCCAGUCUGGGAGACUGCACUCCAUGACAUGAGUGUGCUGUAUGAAGGUGUCUUUCAAGGAUGGGAUGUUCCAUUAACUCCAUACAUAUUUUCAGUUCUAAAGUAUCAUUUUUGUUUACUAAAUACACUAUAGAAAUAAACACUCACUACUGCAAAGUAA